CAUGCCGUGUGUCGGUGUCGGUCGAUUGCGUCGUGUGUCAAAAAUAAGCAGACUUCUGAAUGUUUUGUUUCAGUUUUCAGCGCGACCCUAGCUAGUUUUUAUUUGAAUUACCCGUCGAUUUUUCGCGGACAAUAAAGAUACCCAGUGGACGGAGAUAAUGGCACACAGUUCCAAUAGCGAGGAGCAGCGUUUCAAUGCUUUCUACAGCGAGGUGAAGCAAAUAGAGAAACGAGACUCGGUGCUGACGUCUGAGCAGCAGAUUGAACGGCUGCUCCGUCCUGGUGCGACGUAUUUCAAUCUAAAUCCGUUCGAGGUCCUACAGGUGGAACCGGACACUCCGAUUGAGCAGAUCAAAAAGAAAUACCGCAGUCUGUCGAUUCUGGUACAUCCGGACAAAAACCAGAACGAUAAGGACAGAGCCCAGCAGGCGUUUGAGGUCAUUAACAAAGCCUACAAAGUCUUGGAGAAUGAGCUUACUCGCAAGCGUUGCCUAGAAGUGUACGAGGAAGCAAAAGAUAGAACUGACGCGAUGAUUAGCGAGAAACGGAAAAAGCUACGAAAGGAAGGUAAGUCGGAUUUCAUUCCGGAGGAUGAUCCAGCCAAAUACAAGCACGCUGUAUACGUAAUGGUUAUGAAACUGUUUGCCGACAUGGAACGUCGCCGGCAGCAGUUGGAUAUCCGCGACCAGGAAGAACGCAAGCGGAAACGUGAGCAAGAAAUUGAAGAGGAAGAGCAGCGCAACUAUCAAAAGGAGUGGCAGAAAAACUUUGAAGAAUCUCGCCAGAAUCGUGUCACCAGCUGGCAAAGCUUCCAAGCACAUGCCGCAUCAUCUUCUGCAUCGUCAGCCGCAACCUCGUCGACGCCGCUGAUUCCGGAGAAACCGAAGAAGGCUAAGAAAACUAAAUACACUUCGUUCAACCCACCGAAGAUCAAGCCAGAAUCGCGAUAAACCGUCAUCGUCGCCACCGCUGGGAACGUUUAAUUUUUCAUUAGAGCUUUGUUUCCUUUUAUUUUUGGAUCUAUCGAUCGAAGAAUAAAGGUUUAAUUUUUUUUUCGCAAUGAGAAACGGAGGUAAACUUACGCAGGCGACACUUUUCUGUUAAUGGUACUUUUAAAAUCCCGUACGGAUGUUCGAGAUUCGUAUUUUAUACUACCUACCUAAGGCUUAAGGAAGAAAAUAAUGCAUUUUUUCUAUCGCACUAACGUAUUGCUAUAUGGUUUUGUGAGAUUUCUACGAAACGGUGGUGAUCUCCAGAAAAAGAAACACUGCGAAGCGAAUCGAAACAGACAGCAGUGUAGACACACAGUGAAGUGAUCAGACUUGAGUAGUGUUUCGCGAGAAAUCACAAUAAACCGUGUAAGACAGAGUUUACAGUAGUAAUGGAAUAUAAUGACGAAAAUCAAAAA
Topomyia yanbarensis is the source of this 1407-nucleotide messenger RNA. RefSeq names its product dnaJ homolog subfamily C member 8. The transcript is spliced from 2 exons. Gene Ontology annotation, cellular component: nucleus. The coding region runs from base 158 to 949 and encodes 263 amino acids. NCBI's taxonomy places the organism in Eukaryota, Metazoa, Arthropoda, Insecta, Diptera, Culicidae. The record is from RefSeq and is a predicted model, not a curated record.